Schistosoma guineensis is the source of this 3114-nucleotide messenger RNA. NCBI's taxonomy places the organism in Eukaryota, Metazoa, Platyhelminthes, Trematoda, Strigeidida, Schistosomatidae. The record is from the annotation of a GenBank genome assembly.
GCUAUUGUAUGAAACUAAAGCGCGGUGAAACUGAAAUGGAUGGCUCUGGGAUUUUAAAUUGUGAGUUGAUGAACCUUGUAAAGAAACGCGUAGCUUGCAGAGACAAAAUUGUUGAGCUACAUGAUAAAUAUACCCAGGACAAACUUAACAAAAUGAAAAGUUAUCAGAGUCUUAUAACUGCAAAUCACGAACAACGUUGUGAUACUUCAUGCCUCCCAUUGAUUGAUAUUUCACCGAGUGUUGUACGUAUAAAGGACAUAGUUGAGGACGAGGAAUUGCUCGUUCGUCAAUUUAAAGCGCUGAACGAUUUUGAAUGUUAUAACGAUCGGUUGUCACCCUGAUUAACGGUUUAUCUAUAGUUUGGUGGCCUAUCGUGGUCUUCAAAAUCUAUUGGCAGACUUCUAACAUUCGGUAUGACCAACUAACGUACGCUUAGUUGAUGUGACACUACCCUAUCCAUCAACAGCUACCAAGAUUACCGUAUUCUUGUAUUUUCGUCUCAAAAAUGAUCGUGAAACUUGAUCCGUGUAGUUGCGGUUAGAAAAGUUUUCAUAGUUUCACCAAAAGUAAAUGAUCCUUUGUCUCACCUGUGAACGUUGUGUCCAUUCAUCUUGGCAUACAUUUCUCAGUUUCAUACGUCUCAUUUUGUGCGAGUAAUAAUCAGUUAGCAAACUGAACAGGUGAUUCAUUUCCUGAAAGAAAAGACAUAACCUUUCAUCUGACUUAAAAAAUAUAAAUUGAAUUCUCGGUUAAUUAUGGGUGAAGUGUAAUCCUUACAACCUCAUUUCAACGUUUCGUGGUGAGAUAGAUACUAGGUAAGGUUAGUAGCGAAUAAAUUGUCCUUUAGGACAUGAAAAUUAGUGUGAACAUAUCAUGGUUAUUUAUUGAUAGUUAUCUAAUGCUUAAAUUACGAACUGAUCAUUUAGAGACUUGAAAUUUUAUUUUCACCUUAAUUUAAUAGUACUCAAAUGUUCAGUGAAAUCCAAUGCUGUUCAUCUUUUCUAAUUUUUACAAGUAUAUCUCGUUAAAAUCUUUAAUAAAUCGAGCAAAGUGAAUUCUUUCUCUCUAGUCAAUGAACCAACGUAUAAAGUAAUUUAUAUUUCUAAAUUGAUGUAAGAUAAUGUUCUUAAUGUUUUUAUUGAACCUCUUACACUUAUAUACAUUGUUACUAUAAAUUCCAGGUAAAGUCAUUAUUUGUUCAAAUGUUUACUUUUGCUCUCUUUAACAUAAUAAAUGGGAACUUGCAUGUAAAAUGCAUGUUCAUAUUGUUGUUUGAAUUAUCAAAUUAUUUGAGUUUCCUGAGUAAUCUGACAGUAUUCCAACGAAACAAGUGAUACGGACUAUUAACAAACAAUAUGAUCAAACUAUCGUUUAAAUUUAUCCAGCUUAUAAAACUCUAAUUGCGUAAUAAGAAUCGGUUAUAAACAGACCAUAAGUAGAUCAUUUUUUGUAAUUGAAACACUUAACCUUCAACUUAUAGAUCAAAGAUUUUGGAUCCUGCUAUGUCUACGUUAGUUUAACAAGCUGGAUAGUAUCACUAAUCUUGAAAAAAACACUAUAGUUUAAACGUGUUGCAUAAUCCAGUACUUGGUAAGCGAAUUACUCUUUUUCUAUGAAUACAAUAAAAGAUUGAUAUUUGUCGUAUAUAAUUUUACCGCUUCAACAACUAGAAAACAUCAAUAUUAUAUAUAUAUGACACGACUUACUUGCGAAUAGCCCGUUGAUUUUGUCUUAUCUAGACUGGUUGCAUUCAUAUUAUCAUUUAAUUUCAUUAUAUCUGUUGUUUCAUAGGAUUGACACGAUUUAACAAGUAAUUGAUCACGAUGAUUCAACCAUGUACGUAUUUCAUUUAAACAUGGUUGAAUCAAAUUAAUUUGACUAACAUGAACUCUUUCUAAAAUUACAUUGACCAAUUGUAAAAAUAUUGUUCGACGAUUGAAUUUUAUUACUAUGAAAGUUAACAAGGAAAAUAUUCAGUUUGAUCAUCUUUGAAAAAAAUACAGUCAUCAUUUAUGAAAACUAUUGAUUCUUAUCAGUUCGAGUGAUGUUCUGUGAAGUUUGUUAACGAAAUUAGAAGAUUUGAAUUUCAUCUUAUUCGGGUGAAUCCUGAAUUCAAGUGAAACCGUUACUAUCAAUGUUUAUUUAUUUUUAGUUUCUUGUUUUAUUAUAUAUUUCGGUUAUUCUUGUUUAUGAAACUCCUAACGUAAAGAAGACUAUUAAAUAUUAGUGAUUAACUUGGCAAAAGUUAACUUUUUCAGGUAUUUCAAUCAUCAAUGAACCAAUUUAGUAUGGUUACUUUAAAAUUCCAUUGUAACUGGAACGUAAUAUUCACUGAAUGUCAGGUAAGUAACUGUACGAUAACUGAAGUUCUCAGGCUUUUUCAUAAGAAAUAGUCAUGAGUUUUAACUUAGAUGAAGAUAAAACAGCCAUUCACUAUCUACUAUAUAGUGGUUCUUUUUAUUAGUCCAGUUUUUGAUUUGAAUAUUUUUAUGGCUGAGAUAGAUUUUCUUAACGUUCCAUAUUUAAUUAUAAUAAAUCAACGGAAAUCUUUGCCUAAAAUUUAUCGGUGAAUAAAUGUUGUAGCAGGCUUUUUCAAAAGUCAAGUGGAUUAACUACUAACCGAUUGUUUCGUGGAUACUUGAUGCCAAACAGUUAACACUAUCCGUUAAUACUGCGCUGGUCGCUAAUGGCAUCUGGAGAGCAUUAAAGAAAUUGACAUAGACUAUUAUCGUAUUAUAUUAUUGUCACUGAGCUCACAAUCGAUGUAAUUACAUCUACAUUUUUUCUUCGAUAUAUCCUAUACCAACAAUUAAUUUAGGUGACUGACUGUGCUAAACAAAUAAGAAAUAAGGAAACCUGCAGAUGUGAUAAGUGGUUGUAAAAUUUUCUCGUCACUUAAUGUUGUAUACUCAUAUCUAUUUAUUGACUGACGAUUUAUCGAAAAUCGAAUUGUUUCGAUGUUCAACUGAGGAUGCCAUAAGGUUCUAGCUAUCAUAAAACACUCUAGAACUAACACCAGAACAAGUAUACAAAACCUGUUUUAAUAGAUGUCCAUCAAUGUUUUCCAAAAAUAUUGAUAAUUUUAUGUACUUAUGUGUUUAACUUCAACACCUC